AUGGCAACGGGAAAGAGCCUCGACGACAUAGUCAGCGGAGUCGCAAAGCUGAAAGAUGUAGCCUCGGUGAAGGCGUACUUCAUGGCGGUGCUCUCGGCGCAGCAGAAGGAAAUACAGAAGACCAAGGCGCUGGUCGACGACUUCAGAGCCAUACACAACUUCGAAAACCUGUACGAAAAAACGGGCUCAUUCACCGCACUCGUAGACCCGGUCGUAAACUGCGAGAUACUGCAUCUCAGGCGCAUGCUGCGGAGCAAGGAUGAGGAGUUGAGGGCAAGAAACGACGCCAUCGAUUCGCGCUACUUCAACCCGCAAAGCCAUGUUGGACAGGCGCUGCUCAAAAAAUGCCGCAUGUUCGCCGCGGAAAACGAGGAGCUCGGCAGGAUAUUGCUGGAGGGGCAGAUACAGCCGCUCACACUGGACCUCAACAAGGAGCGGGAGUCCAACAAGGUACUCAAAAACCAGGUCAAGGGGCUACACCAGUACAACGUCGAGCUAGAGGCUGAAAUUGAACUACUCAGCAAACAAUUAUCGGAACAGGCGCAGCAAAUAGCGACACUGAAGAAGGAAAACGAUGCAAUGGCCGUCAAGGUGCGCUCAUCCCACGCAGCUGCAGACUCGUCGCCGGCGCGCAAGCGUUCCAGCCAAUCACCACGUCGGAGAGUUAGGGACGAAAAGACUCACAAAUCAGACAGGGACAGCCGAUACGACAAGACCGCCAGAGAUGAAAAGUCUGCCAAGGAUGACAGAGACGGCCGCGAUGAGAGGUCACGCAGGAGUGACCGGCACGAACCCGACAGGAGGGACAGCAAGCACACAACGUCGCGGAAGGACGACAAGUACGAAGUCGAUAGGAAGGCCGACCGCUAUGACGCCGCUAAGAAGAGCGAUAGGAGUGAUGCCAUGAAGAGGGCCGAAAAGUAUGAGUCCAAGAAGGACGAUCGCCGCAUUUCCUCAAGGAAAGACGAAAAGCCACGACGGGAAGAGUCUCAUGGGCGCACACCGGUGAAAAGAGUUAGAGAGGACUCUAGAAGCAGGCGCUCGCCAUAUCGCAGGAGGUCAAGGUCGCCACGCUCCAGGAGGUAA
Babesia bigemina is the source of this 1086-nucleotide messenger RNA. Its product is annotated as Pre-mRNA-splicing regulator WTAP. The record is from RefSeq and is a predicted model, not a curated record. The transcript has a single exon. Bases 1 to 1086 code for a protein of 361 amino acids. Gene Ontology annotation, biological process: regulation of alternative mRNA splicing, via spliceosome. Lineage: Eukaryota; Apicomplexa; Aconoidasida; Piroplasmida; Babesiidae. Gene Ontology annotation, cellular component: nucleus.